AUUUCGUCACAUGACCCUGAUUAACGCGCAGCUAUCUUUCCGGAAUGAGGCAGUGGCUGGAAAUGUAAAUAAUAUAGAUUUUGUGGGGAAAACAGCAUAAAGAAAUGAGCAGCUGUCAGAUUUGAGAAGAAUCUAACGGCGACGAUGGAAACACUGGAUUUAAAACACGUCUUAUUCCGAAAUGCACUUUAACAACUCCGCGGACAUUUUAGCGCGGUGUUUCCAAUUCAACCUGCAUGGUUUGUGGACGCAGGCAAUUAAAGAUAAGGACAGUCCGGUGGGACUCCUUGGUUUCAUGUCCUUAAAUGUGCCACUACAGUCGUGACCCCUGAGCGAAGCAGUGCCCGUGACGCCAUGGCCACGCAUCCUUUCGGUCGUGAGGCGGAGACCUCACUCCAGGACCUCUUUGAGUACUUUAAGAGGUGCCUGCAGCAUGGAGAGUGGGAACUGGCCUGUGCCUGUGUCCCACAGCUGCUCAACUCCACAGGAGGCCUUUCAGCAAACGUUAGAGGCAUAAUUAAAGCUAUAAUCUGCCAUCCUUACAGUUUGACAUGGGAAUCGGUGGGAAGUCCACACAAGUUGGCCUGGUUUUGGCUACAGGUCCUUGAGAAAUGGACAGAGGAGCAGGUUUCUCCAAGUGUUAGGAGAGAGCUGGAGUUUAUGUUGCUACUGGAGGAGCUGGGCUCAGAGGGUAUACCCGAUGGCACGCUCAAGGAGCUGCACCAGGUCUUCCUAGACGCACAGUCAGACCAACCAGCUAUUAUGUGUUUAAGGACAUCAAAGGCUGCUGUUGACUCUAGCCUCCAAACCCUAUUGGAGCGAAAGAAACCCAGCCUGGCCCAGUGUUUAGCACAAUUUUUAGAGGACCAGUCAUGCACAGAGAACCAUUAUCUGCAGCACACGUUUAUCCAACACCUGAUGAAUAAAUUAGCAAAGCCAGAGAGGAACCCGGAGUGGGUGGAGGACAUAUAUGCAGUGUUGGCUGUGAUGCCGUGGAGCUCUCAGAGAAGCGGUGGGCAGUUUGAGGCACUCUGUGAAGUACUGUGGGGAGCCAAAGACGACACCCUGAAUGAGGAAAGGAUCCUGAACUCGCUGCUUCGUCCUCGGAGUGAUGCUCUGGUUUCUAUGUUUUGCUCCACUGCAAUAAGGCUCCAGAGAGAUUGUCUCCUGAGAAACAUGCCCAAUACACAAGCUGACCUCCCCGAAGCGGAGAAGCUGGCCCUCAGUUUAUGUUGCCACAAAGAUCGACCCUCUGCCUGGAAGAUGGUCUAUUUUGAGUGCCUUAGCAGUGGGAAGCACUUCCUGGAACAGGUGUUGGUCACUGGGCUUGACCUGAUGAAACACGAAGAGUUUUCUCAACUGAAAGACCUGCUGCAGCUGGAGUUCCAGCCACUGUCUCGUCUGCUGCUGCUCCUGGGAUGGACCCAGUGUCGUAGUCUGAGCUCAGCUCAAAAGCUGCUCAGCGUCCUCCAUAGAGAGCAGGCACCAUCCAAUGACUCUGUUCUCCAGGAAUUUGCAAAUCUUUUGUCCUCUCAGCUUAAAAUUUUGGAAUGGUGUAAAAACAACAAUCCAGCCAUCUCCACGGAGGCAUUGCUGGCACAGCUGCACACUCUAGACAGUCACUCUGCUCUAUAUAUCCUGAAUUCCCUGACACCUCUACCUCAGUUCGAGGAGCGCAGGAUACUGGAUUUGCUGCACCAGUUGCCAACUUCAUUAGGAACAGAUGACACCAGCCCCGGUGUGCAGCGAAACAUAGUUUUGUUCCAGGGGUUUUGUGCCAUGAAGUAUGCCAUCUACGCUCUCUGUGUAAAUGCACAUCAGUAUUCAAACUGCCCAGAGUUCACGUCAGUGCACCAGCAACAGCUCAGUGAAGCAGAAGUGGACCAAACCUCAACAUCCUCAGACGGCUGCCGUUUGCAGUUCCACCAAUACUUGUCAGAGUGCCAGCUUUAUCUGGAGGCUGUUCCUGCCAUGUUUCGCCUGGAGCUUCUGGAGAACAUCUUUUCCCUUCUCUUUCUGUCCACUGCUGACUUUGUGCAACAGAAUCCAAAAGAUUCAAACUCCAAUCUAAAGACAGGACAUGCAAAUCAGGAUAGUUUACCCCAUUCAGAAGUAAGAGCAAAAGAAAAGAUAGAUGAUACUGAGGACAGCAGGAAGGAGAGCCAGAAGUGUUGUGCGAGUUCCUCCACAGCAGCCCACAAUGCACACCUAGACCUGAGUCACCUUAUCCAGGGCUGCAGAGGGUUUCUGGUUGAUGUGACAGCAAUGGAAGGUUUUCUGAAACUGCUGAAAGAAGGGCUGGAGGGCAUGUGUGUGGUGGGCCAGCGGGAGGGUCAGGAGGCAGGAAGAGCCCUUUCUCGGGAGGCUGAAGCAGCAGAGUGUCUUGGCUGCUCCGUGACGGCUGAGACGUUCGGAAGCCGUCUGCAAAGGCUGUCCAAACGUACGGCAGAGGCUCAGUGGAGGCUGCAGAUCAUCACCAGCAACCAGGCCACUGGAAGUGGUUCAGAAAGUCCUCUGCUGACGUCAUCUUUUAGUUGCACCGUCACCUCACAGCGACACAGCAAGAGCUCGAGUCUGCGGAGGAGGCGAAAACCAGGGAGGCAUGUUACAGAAAGACAGAGCUCCAUAGAGAAGCACAAUGGAGAAGUUAGCACGAGUGCAUCAGAUGGUGGAGGAUCAGCAAUAGCAAGUUGUGUGGAAGUUGAUGUUUGUCCCUGCGGAGGUCCCCACAGCUGGCUGGUCCCUGCCAUGUUGUCCCCUCCAGAGUCUCUGCUAAUUUCUUGCAUCCGCAGAGGAAACUUCAUGGAGGCGCGGCAGGUGUCUCUGGUGUUCGAUCUUGGGUCGUCUGCCUGUUGUGGCGAAUUAGUGUUCAUGGAGCGCUACAAAGAAGUCCUGGGGGAGUUGGCCCAAGUGGAGCAGAAGAUGGAGAAGCAGUCUGUGUCCUCAUCGUCGUCCUCUUCAGAGGGCUUGGCUUCAACAGCUGCAUCGGGGGUAGGGAGGACUCGCCUGGGCAGCAGUGGGCGCUCAACACUGCAGGCCAUCGGAAGCGCCGCUGCAGCAGGUGUGGCUGUCUACUCCAUCUCAGACAUUGCUGACCGUCUCCUCAGCACCCCUGCUCACCCCAUGCCCACCCUGGAAGACUGCUACUGGCUGAGCUGCUGCUCCUCGGACCCAUCUGGCCUCCUUUACACGCUCCUGGAUGAGCUCAGCCCAGCAGCCAUGGCUGCCUUUGACCUCGCGUGCUGUCACUGUCUUCUCUGGAAGACGUCUCGACAGCUGCUGGACACAGCUGAGCGCAGGCUCAGCAGCUCUCUGGAGGAUCGAGGUGUACGAGUUGACCCUAAGGUGCCUCAUGCUGAGGGGAUCUGUGGAUUUCCCAUGGUGUUACAACAGAUCAACAAGAUCCUGAAUCACUCUGUGACUAAUAAGGGCUCUGUGAAAACAGAAACGGUUGAAGACCAAGUGUUUGCCAGUCCCUUUGGUUGCUGCGCUCAGGAAGUUCUCCUCUGUUGCCACCCGAUACUAAGAGAGGAAAACAUUGCUUUUCGACUGGGUCUUACCCAACGCUUGGAGACCACCCUGCACAAUCUGAGUACUGCGACAGAUGGCGCAGAGGGCAGCGUGGGCAGUGCACUUCUGGCACUGUUGGUGGAACAGGCCAAUCUGAAGCAGUCAGAACUGGAUGUGCACCGCGUUCGCUCCAGCAUGAAGCAGCUGCUCCGUUCUCUGGACCAGCUCUGCCCCUUCGAGCCAGACAGAGACCUUGCCAGACCAGAUUACGUGCGCAGUUUCUUCGACUAUGUCAAUACGCUAGCAUCUGUGCUGGUGCGCAGUCUCUGUUCAGAAGAUCAGAGCACUGAAGUGAAGCUUGGAAAUCCCCUGUUGGUAUUGCUUCAGUCCCCAUUUCAGCUUAUCUCCCAUCUCUUAUUUGAGAGACAGGUGCCUCCUGACAGAGUGCUGUCCUUGCUGCAGCAGGAAGGCCUGCGACUGAACGUUCAGCAGGUGAUUGUCCAGCGCUGCUGCGAGACGUUGCCUCUGUGGUUUUCCUCUCCUCCUGCCGGGGUGAAAACGGACGAUGGCCAGUUUGGCAUUGCUAGUUUGUGUGUCCUGCUCCAGCAGCACGCUCAGGAGCACCUGCCCACCCUGGGGAUUGCAGAGCCUCAGUCUGAUGAAAGCUCUGAGUCUGAGGGUUCUCUGGAGGACCACUCUGCUACAUCUUCCACCUUUUCCAACUUCCCACCUUCCAGCUCAUCUUCCUCCUUAUCUUCAUCAAACUCUUUUCUCCUCACGCCAUCAGCCUUGUCUUUCCUAAAGUCUCGUUCCCCUUUACUGGCCACACUCGUGUGUCUGAGUGCCUGCAAAGGUGAAACAGCCAAGACACAGUCCUCCGGAUGGUCUGGAUACUUCCGCAGUGGGCGUAAAGAGGUUGUCCUUGAUGGGGAGCAGAUUUGCCGUGAGGUAGAUAAGCUUUUAAAAGAGUUCCCCAUUCUCCGUUCUUACCUUCACACCAUGGCUGAACCAGUACUGGGCACCCCGUUAAGUGAGAACGAGGAUGGCUCUGCUGGAUUAGGCGCGGUUGUUUGUGGGAAGCCUCUAGUCAGUCUCCUGCUGUCUGGGCCACAAGAGGAAGUAGCUCAGGCUGUGGCUGCUGAUGCCUUCAAGAAGGCUCUCAUCUCUAAAGACCUGAACAGAGCCCUCAGCCUGCUGGAACUGUAUGGACAAGGUUGCAGCCAGGAGGGGGCGCUAAGAGACCAACUGCUUGCCUGUGCAGCAUUAGAAGAUGGAGAUAAAGGCAUAGGUCAGUUGUUCCGCGUACAGGAUGCAAACCUGCGGGCCCGUGUUGCUUUGCAGGGUCUGGAGCGAUGGCCUCUGGCCGCCUGUCUGGAGCUGCUCAAAUUCUGCCUCAAUGAUCCGAGCACAGACGCCUCACUGAGGACAGAGGUGGAGCUCAGGAAGAAAGAGUUGGACAUCUACGAGAAGAUGCUGAACUUAGAGCCUUCCUUGCCUUGGGCCACAUGGCAGGAGAUUAGGCUCGAGUCUAAAACCAAAUCUGAGUCCAUGUUAUCAAUGAUGCUGGAGGCAAAAGAGUUUGCUCUUUGUGCACAAUGGGUGGAGAUGAACUCUGUGUCUGACCAGCUGAAACUGCAGCUAAAGACUGAACAUUUGCUUCAUCUGCUGGAGAAUGCGAAGACAAACGAGGCUUUCCAGAUGCUUGAGGGCCUCUCUGAUGUUGUGGGCCUAGACGUAUGCGAGCGGGCCCUGGACCGCCGCCCUGUGCUGGCUGCCUGUCACUUCCUGGCCGACUACCUCACCCUGCAUUUCCAGAGGCAGGUGUCUCCAGCACGUCGGCGACACAUCCACGCCCUUCACCUGGGCUCUAAGGUGCUGUUGACGCUGCCACCAGCAGCCAGGCAGGACUAUUUCUCGCUGCUCUCAGAGCCUCUACUGAUGCUUGAACAGUUGCUGAUGAACCUCAAAGUGGACUGGGCCGAGGUGGCAGUGCGGACCCUGCAGAGCCUGCUUGUUGGCCAGGAGGCUGGCUUUGGUGUGGAGGACAUUGAUAAGCUUCUGUCAGAAUAUGCCCGCAAGGCCCUUGACUUCUCCUGUGCCCCUCGAGAGAGGUCUCGAUCAGACUCUGUAAUCAGCCUCCAGGAUGCACUGAUGAUGUGCCCUGCUCAAGACAGUAUCUCUCUGUCGUCCAGCCGAUUCGACUCUCCUGUGCCCUCUGCAAGCAGCACACCUACACACACAGCGUCCCAACACAACACAGAGAGUCAGAGGGAUCGAAGCUCAGCAGGGAGGAAACGCAGUUCGCCUGUCAAGUUCAAGCCCCCAGACCAACCUCCAGCCCGUAAAGACUGGGUCCCAGACACCAAACACCAUGUGUGCAUGGUCUGCCGCCGCGAGAGGUUCACCAUGUUCAACAGACGCCAUCAUUGUCGUACAUGCGGCCGCUUGGUUUGCCAUGCUUGCUCUGAGCACAAGAUGGCUGUAGAGGGAUGUCCAGGAGACGACGUGCGAGUCUGUGACCAGUGUUACGCCUACUUUCACCCAGAUUCUGAUGAUGAGUUGGAACCAGCUGAAGUGGCCGGCAGCCCUGUGCUGACAGAGCAAGACUUAGACGGAAUGCUGCAUCUGCCGGAAGUGGUCCAUCGUCAGGUCCACCUCACUACAGACCCUGGAGAGAACCAGCUGCUCCGCUGUGAGUUCUACUAUGAACAGGCUCCCAGCGCAUACCUCUGCGUGGCCAUCCUGUCUCUGCACAGUGACCAGGGCUCCUGUGGACGCCAGCUCAUCAGCCACUGUCGCGAUCUGUCUUGCAAGCUGACCAACCCGGAGGUGGACGCCUGCCUCCUCACAGACAUAAUGCGUCAGCUGCUGUUCAGUGCCAAGCUGAUGUUUGUUAAAGUAGGCCGCAGCCAGGACCUCGCCCUGUGUGACAGUUACAUCAGUAAAGUUGACGUGCUCAAGAUUCUGGUCACGGCCAACUAUACCUACGUUCCUUCUCUGGAUGACAUCUUGGAAACAUCGGCUGUCACACGUCUUCGCAAUCAGCUGCUGGAGGCGGAGCACUACCAGCUGGCAGUGGAGGUGUCUACCAAGAGUGGCCUAGACCCGAGUGGUGUCUGGCAGGCAUGGGGGAGGGCCUUGCUGAAAUCAGGGAACCUCUCAGGAGCAAGGGAGAAGUUUUCCCGCUUUCUCAAGGCACCAGUGGACCGGAACCAGCUCAACUUGGGUCCCCUAUUGGUGCAGGAGAUUGUUCAGCAUCUGGAGACCAGUGUGAGAUUGACUCUGUCCAUGACUUUUAGUGAGGAUGUCCUGGCAUCCCUGCGGGAGCUGGAGGACGCUCUGGCUGACAGAGCUCCUGUGGAGCGAUCAGAAGGACUGAUGAAGAACUGCAGCCUCCACCAGGAGUGUCUCUACUACCUGAACACAUAUGGCUCACACUUAGCUCUGAUCAGCUACUACAUGCGUCACGACUGCAUGACUGAGGCCUUGACAUACUUGCUCAACAAGGAAUGCCCAGAGGAGGUUUUUCUGGAGGGUGUGUUGCAGCCCAGUCUGGAGCAGGGUCGUCUUGGCAGGCUGCAGGAUGUAUUGGAAAAACUGGACCCAGGCCUGGAGACAUGCAGUCGUUACCUCAUUGCUUCCUGCCAGUUUCUGCAGCGCCGAGGAUACUUUCAUACCCUGUACCAGUUCCAGCAGUUCAUGAUGGAUCACGUCCGUGCGGCCAUGACCUGCAUCAGGUUCUUUACAAAUGGAGCGACCUCAUACGUGCAGCUGGGAGAACAGCAGCGUUGGUUGGUCAGAGCCAAAGAGCACCUGAGGACGUACCUGCAGGAGCAGCAGGGCCGAGGCCCUGGGAGGAAAAAGUCUCAGGUCAACUCAUUUAGGAAGAUGAUGUCGUCCAGUGACGUGUCCAGACACAUUAACACUGUCGAGCUCCAGCUGGAGGUGACUCGGUUCCUCCAACGCUGUGAGACAGCUGGUACCUCGAAGGAUUCACAGCCAGGCACUCUCACAUCAAAGUCCCCUGCGUCCAAUUCGCCGCCUACACUGUUCUUUGGAAAUCCCAUGAAGGUUGAAGUUGCCUGUAAGGUCAUGCUUGGAGGGAAGAACAUAGAAGAAGGAUUUGGCAUCGCAUACAGGGUCAUACAGGAUUUCCAGCUGGAGGCCCAGGCUGUCUACGUGCGGGCUGGCCAAAGACUUGUCCGACAAAAGCAGUACGGAGCUGUGCGGCAGCUACUCAAAUGUGUAAGCGAGUCGGGCACCGCUACCAAAAACGACUGCGAUGCUCUCGUCCUCAGCUGCGUUUCUGUCGCCGAUAAGGGACCGGCAAAUGCAAAGGAGCUGGAAAGUCUAAUUGUGGAGACCAAGAAUCCAGAAAGCAAGAUCAAAGCCUACUUGUUGUGUGGUAAGCUGCGGCCGGCGUAUCUGCUGGCGGUCAAGCUGGAGCCGACCCGGGCGCGACCGUUGGUCCAGGACGUCCUUCAGGCCGCAGAGGGAGCACAAGACUCUGUGAUGCAGAACAUCUGUCGUCAGUGGCUGUCCGAACAUCAGCACAAGUCAUGUCAGCAGCGCCAAAGCAGACCCAAUGCAAGGUAAAGGCAAAGUUGGCAAAACUGGGGGUUUACACAGAGGAUUUCAUUCCAUUUGACUCUGCUGCCAUCAUUCUAACUCUUCAGCAUAGCAUAUACUGUCAUUCUAUGAGUUUUCUGCAGCAGUAGGUUACCUAAGGUACCAAAGAUGGAACCAACAUGCUGUGAGCUUAUUAGAUUUCAUGCAUUGGAGAGGCAGCAGUGCUCUCAAGACCCAACACUCUUGGAUGUGUUAACUCGUGUCCCCUUUCUAGUAAACUAGUUAUAAGGCCUCAGGUUUUAAAACUGCACAUUCAGAUAUUUUAAAAUAAAUUCAGAUAUUUUUGUCACAGAUUUAUUUUAUUUCAUGAUCAUCUCUGCUUGAAAAAAGAUGCUGACGUACAUGCACAAGCUUCAGCCCUAUAUCAAUGCUAUUGCGCCUUGAUUGAUUGAUUAGGUUAGACCCAUGAAAUUGCUUGAUGGUGACAGUAUAGUGAAUGUAUGCUAAGGAGCUAGUAUGGGAUACAGCAGUCAAAAUCAUGUUGACAUCUAUGCUCAGCUUCAACACAAGACUCAAUAAGAAAUCUUUAUAUGGCGCUUCACGGAGUCUGGAAAAGGUGACCCGUUCCGUAAAUGCUGUGGCGUUGUGAACUCCAUGACUGCAAAGCUGUGAUGACGUGCACAACAAAGCGUGCUCACACGACCAGGUGUGUUGAGACAUGAAACAGACGAGACACUUUCAGAGAUCCUGUCCACAAAGGAUGGUGACGCACAGGGUUUUGGCCUGGUGUCAGGUUACUCUCUAGCUCUAGACUUUGACCUUCACUCUGUACAACCAACAAUACCGACGUGCUUUUUUUCGAUUGUGGAAAUGCUUGGAUGGUAUCUCAACUGCACAGUAUUUUAGAGAGAACAACGUUAUUACACCAGAAUGACAUGUUACGUAACAGAUGUGAACAAUUACACAAUGAACGCUUAUCUUUAAUCUAAUUAGGAUUUCUAACCUACCUCAACCUAAAGGGAAAUGUCUUUAACUGACUGUUAAAUGUGUUUCUCAUGUUAUUUACUUCAUCCCUAUUUUGAGUUUUUAGUCCGUAUACGUCCAACGUAUUUGCAAUGAUGCCUGGAGACUACAUGAUCAAACCUUGACAAAAAAAUAAAAAUGAAGACCUUAUUUUUCUAAUCCUGAAUGAAACCACUUCCUGUUUGACCUGGCACUGUGUUUACGUGGCCAGCUUUUAGCUUUGAUUGAUUGAUUAGGGGAAUUAAUAUAAUUACGGGCAUUUAAAAUGUUCUUUAGUGAUUUAGAAAAAGUAACUGUGGAUACUAAAAGGGAACCGGCCAUGGAAGUUUGAAUUCAUAACCAGAAAGCUGUUUUCAUUGUUUUCUUUAUGUCUAGUAUUUUUGUGUCAUUCUAUCUGUGGGCCUUUGGUUCUGAUUUCUCAGUGUUCGUUUUAAAUCAGAUUUGCUCUUUUCUCACAAGUGAGGCAAGUAAGCUACUAAUAAUUUACUUGAUCACAUAAUGAAGUCAAAUAACGUCUGAGAAAAGGGAUUAAUUUGUUUCUAUACGUUGUCUUUUGAUGCGUGUUGUUGCCUUUGCCUGUUACAAUGUAAAUCUAAAUAGUUAAUAAUUAGCUCACGGACAUGACAAUCACUCAUGUUGCUGUACCCGAGUGUUUACAAGUGCAUUUCCGGGCUUUUGUGAACCAGUGGUCAACACGUACCUCCUCAUUUAGAGAAGACACGGUGUCGUCCCAUCGUCUCGCUUGCCUGUGCUGCACUGACGACUGACACUGACGGAGCUUUCAGUGACGCUGAGUGAUAACAUGAGAAGUAGCCAGCUUUAAAAUGCACUCUAACCUUCCUCAGUUCAGACUGUUGUCUCAUCACUGCCGCACUUUAUACAGAGUUAAAAAUGUACAGUAAAAACACAUAAAAAAAGUGAUGAUAACUGCUUUAAUGAUGCAGGUACUAAUGAGUGUCAAAUGUAAUUGAUGUUGUUAUCCAUUGUAAAAUAAAGCAAAAAUAAAAUCAAACCUGUACUGAAAA
Molecule: messenger RNA, 10127 nt
Organism: Betta splendens (Siamese fighting fish)
Lineage: Eukaryota; Metazoa; Chordata; Actinopteri; Anabantiformes; Osphronemidae
Gene: zfyve26
Product: zinc finger, FYVE domain containing 26
Exons: 44
Coding region: 355-8106 (2583 amino acids)
Biological process (GO): mitotic cytokinesis; double-strand break repair via homologous recombination; regulation of cytokinesis
Cellular component (GO): lysosomal membrane; centrosome; midbody
Molecular function (GO): metal ion binding; phosphatidylinositol-3-phosphate binding
Source: RefSeq, a predicted model, not a curated record